AUGACUGCCACUGUUGCCCAAGUUUCUGGGGGGAAAUUCGACUACAUUAUAAUUGGCGGUGGUACUGCAGGCCUCGCUCUGGCUAAUCGUCUGUCAGAAGAUCCCUCUCUUUCCGUCCUCGUCCUCGAGGCCGGGGCCGCUAAUCUGGACGACAGUACUAUCUUGGUCCCUGGACCUGGGAACCGAAGGAAAUUGCUCAACAAUCCCAAAUAUGACUGGCAAUUCAAGACAAUCGCUCAACCCCAUUCGAAUAAUCGUUCCUAUGCUUGGUCACGUGGCAAGGGACUCGGCGGUAGCUCCGCUAUCAAUGUGCUACUAUGGAACAAGCCCUCCCGGGACUAUUUGCAAGCUUUCGAGGAUCUUGGGAAUCCCGGAUGGAACUGGGAAGUGUUUGAAAAAUAUUCGAAAAGAGCUGAACGAUUCGUAAAGCCUGAUCACGACCUCGACAUUCUGACCUAUGAUAUGGCAUAUCGCGGGGAUUCAGGCAAGCUUACGCCAGCACUGCCCAGCCGAACUCUUUCUGAUUUCCGUCUCAGGCCUAUGGCUGAGGCUCUGGAAAAGCAUGGAAUAACUCACGUUACCGACUCCUCAUCCGGUUUCACUAAUGGAUCGACGUCCACCGCAUUGACACUCCAUCCUGACACGCACCAACGGUCGUAUGCAGCCAAUAUGUAUUACGUGCCCGUCGCGUCGCGCCAAAAUCUAGCGGUUCUAGUCAAUGCACAUGUAACCAAGAUAAAUUCUCGGUCCAGCGCUGAUGGCACUAUAACAGCUGUUGGCGUGGAAUUUCUGCAUGCGGGUGUACCACAGCAGGUUGUCUGUAUGAAAGAGGUCUGCCUCUGCGCAGGGGCCGUCAUGUCUCCUCAGAUCCUGGAGCUGUCCGGCAUCGGAGACCCUGACGUCCUUCAGAAAGCUGGCAUUGAUCUGAAGGUGGUGUUACCUGGUGUCGGGGGAAAUGUACAAGAACACCUGUUUGCACCCCUCUUUUACGAAUUGCGAAAGUACAGCCACGAUGGGUGGAAUUUUAAUACGUACGAUCCACUCUACGACCCUCAAGAGGCUAUGAAGCAGCUUGCACUGCUUCCCGAGGGAAAGGGUCUCUUCAAUUUGUGUACCACCGGACUCACCUUCGUCCCUCUAAACACGAUUUGUGCCGACACGACGACGAUACAGAAGACGGUAUCCGAGACGAUCCUCGCAGGUAUCGCGCAAAAUGUGUACCCGCCAGGUCUGCGAAAGCAGUACACAAUUCAACUCAAACACCUUGAGCAGCAGGUACCUAGUCUCGAAUUAAUUCUUGGUCCCGGCAUAAUGAUACCGCCUGCCAACCCCGACCCCACCAGGAAACACAUCACCCUCGGCUUCGGCCUCAACAGCCCCUUCUCUCGAGGCACCAUCCACGUCGGGUCCAGCGACCCGCUGGUACCACCCGUCAUCGACCCGCACGUAUUCGAAGAAUCAUACGGCGAGUACCUCACGACUAUGGUUGAACUUGUCAAAUUUCUCCGCCGCCUGGCGAAGACCGAGCCACUGAAGAGCCUCCUCGUUGAGACGGAGGUCAGCCCCGGUCCACAGGUCGAAUCAGAUGAGCAAAUUGCCGAGUGGAUCAAGAACAACGUCAGCACCACUUUCCACACCGUGGGGUCAUGCUCGAUGCUGCCCGAGGAAGACGGCGGUGUUGUCGACCCGCAACUCAGAGUACUCCCUUCUGUCUAUCACACAACGAACAUCCGCGUCGUGGACCUGUCCAUCGCGCCCCUGCAGAUCGGUGCGCACCCCCAAGCGAUGGUCUAUGCAAUCGCGGAGCAAGCCGCGGACAUCAUCAAAGGAGUGGCCGCUUGA
This is a messenger RNA of Sparassis crispa, 1842 nucleotides long. RefSeq names its product Dehydrogenase citC. The transcript has 26 exons. Gene Ontology annotation, molecular function: oxidoreductase activity, acting on CH-OH group of donors; flavin adenine dinucleotide binding. NCBI's taxonomy places the organism in Eukaryota, Fungi, Basidiomycota, Agaricomycetes, Polyporales, Sparassidaceae. The record is from RefSeq and is a predicted model, not a curated record. The coding region runs from base 1 to 1842 and encodes 613 amino acids.